Serpula lacrymans var. lacrymans S7.9 is the source of this 786-nucleotide messenger RNA. RefSeq lists its product as uncharacterized. The record is from RefSeq and is a predicted model, not a curated record. The transcript has 2 exons. Bases 1 to 786 code for a protein of 261 amino acids. Lineage: Eukaryota; Fungi; Basidiomycota; Agaricomycetes; Boletales; Serpulaceae.
AUGGGCAAGUACAAUCAUAUCCCUGAACUCGCCGGUUCCGAUAAUUACCUUGGAUGGAAGCGCGACCCUUCCAAACCUCGUGAAUUUGCCAGUUAUUGUCCCGUCGCUGUGGAUCCACUUCGUCCCACUGCCUCAGAAUCCAAAAUCAUGGACGAUUGGAUUCUCCGCGACUGUGCUGCCAAAUCCCUUAUUAGUCGGAAAGUUUCGUCAACUGUCUCCAAAUUACUUCCCGAUGAUGUCAAUUUGACUGCUCGGGAUUGUUGGAACACUUUGGCUGCCCAUUUCCAUCACAAUGCCUCUUCUCUCCAAUUUGAACUGCACUCUCGCAUGUCGCUGCUUCACAUGAAGGAUCUAGAUGACGCCGAGCGUUUCCUUUCUGAAUGGAAGGACAUUGCCCAAUGCUUCUCUGACCUCUCUGCUGAUUCUUUAUCUGAUGAAGAGGCCAUUUUCAAUUUUGUGGGGGGCCUUCCUGCCACUCCUACUUGGGACACUUUCAAAUCUCAUCACACCCGCUCUCUACAACGCGCUUCUCGCGGUAUUGUUGAUAUUGGUGGUGUCUCCACCCCAUUCUUUGUCCUCGCCAUUGAUCCUUCUUUUGAUCUUGUUCUUCGCAAUUUCAGCUCUGAGGUCUCCCGUCUGAAAGGGGAGCGUCUCUACCAUCACUCUACACCCAAAUUUGUGCACACUGGGAUCACCCACACCUCCAAACCUUUCCCUUCUCACUCUUCUCAGCCCCGCAUCCAUAAAAACAACCCUUCCCUGCACCAACCCCGCCUGUGCUUCUAA